AAAAAUGAUCAUUUUGGAGCAAAACAACCGAAUUAUCGUGGAACUUCUCGAGCAAAAAUUUGCAAACGCGAAGGAAGGUGGAAAACCAGAGUCGGUCAACGUGACAUUCGCCGAUUUUGACGGAGUUCUCUACAAACUUUCGAAUCCAGAUGGCGAUAGAACCAAGAUAAUUCUGAGCAUCUCGCUAAAAUUCUACACGGAACUGCAGCAACACGGAGCGGAUGAUCUCCUUCGUCGUGUGUACGGUGGUCAUAUGCGUUCAACUCCGGAACAAGGAUUUAAUGUCACUCUGGAAUACAAUUUGGCCGAUCUUCCGGCAGAUACAACGGAUUUGGUGCAGGCAGCUUCUGCUUUGAAGAGAAAUUGUUUUGCUUCAGUCUUUGAAAAGUAUUUCGAAUUCCAAGAGGCCGGCCAGGAGGGGCAUAAGAGAGCUGUUAUUAAUUAUAGAGAUGAUGAGACAAUGUACAUUGAAGCGAAAGCGGAUCGUGUGACCGUAAUCUUCAGUACAGUUUUCAAGGACGCUGACGAUGUGAUAAUCGGAAAAGUGUUCCUUCAAGAAUUCCGUGAAGGCCGAAAAGCCAGUCAAACUGCUCCAGCAGUACUCUACUCACUCGGUGAACCACCUUUGGAGCUUAAAGAUCUUCCAGAAGCCCGUGUUGGAGACAAUGUUGGAUACAUUACAUUUGUGUUGUUCCCACGUCACACAAAUAAGAAGACAAAAGACAAUACGAUUGAUUUGAUUCAUUCGUUCCGUGACUAUCUUCAUUAUCAUAUCAAAUGUUCCAAAGUCUACCUUCACACCAGAAUGCGUGCCAAGACCACUGAUUUCUUGAAGGUUCUCAAUCGGGCACGUCCAGAGGUCAAAGGAGAAAAGAAGACGUUCCAUGGAAGAACUUUUCAGACCCAAUAAAUGUACAAAUUAUCACAAUUGUUACCAAAUAUUUUUUUUCUGUUUUCGCUUUAAAACCUUAUUUAUUGCUUUGAUUGUAAAAUGUUCUUAUGAGGUUCGUGAAAUUUUGAUAUGAAAUGAAUUAUUGCAGUAAAAU
This is a messenger RNA of Caenorhabditis elegans, 1046 nucleotides long. It is a transcript of the gene arx-4, whose product is annotated as putative actin-related protein 2/3 complex subunit 2. Gene Ontology annotation, biological process: actin filament polymerization; Arp2/3 complex-mediated actin nucleation. The record is from RefSeq and is marked reviewed. Lineage: Eukaryota; Metazoa; Nematoda; Chromadorea; Rhabditida; Rhabditidae. Gene Ontology annotation, cellular component: actin cytoskeleton; cytoskeleton; Arp2/3 protein complex.